GGGUGGGGGUACUGGUGAGAGCCUGAACCCGGUGCAGCAGCUCUUCCCUCAGUCCGCGCACAGACGGAGCCCGGGGCCAUGAUGACGCACGGCUCAGCCCAGCAGCACGCACACUCCAGACGGGAUGUGACAGUCCGCUGAAGCCGCCGUCAUGGACAGCAGGGGCCGGGGGGCCCGGGGGCCCGGGGGACACUCUGUUUGUGCCAGCAACCAGUGUCCGUGGAUGGCCACAUGAACCUGGGCGGCGGCGCAGGACCGGACCGGGACGCGCAGUUGUGAGCAUCAGGUCCGGCAUUUGAAGGCCGUUCGGAGCUGGAACCAUGGACCCGUUUUUCCGGAGGAAGCGGGUGGGUCUGCUGAAGCCCCUGCUGAAGCCCCUGCUGAGUCUGUCUCUGGUCUUUGCGUCUUUUCUUAUGAUCCACAAGUUGAAGGUAGCGGAGAAGGACGCGGUGGGACUGAAACCCGUCAGAGCCGAAACCUGGUGCGGAUCCGACUGUUUUUCCUUCAAGAAGCCGUUUAUGAAACCCGGUCCCGGCUCAGACCCUCCGCCCGCGGGUCUGGAUGGAGCCCCGCGCGUCUCCAACGGGACCCCCGCGUCCUGGGACGCACAGGUACUCAACUGCAGCGAGGACGGGUCGGUGAGGACCAAGGACUGGUUCCGGCGCCUGGACCCGCGGUUCCACCAGUUCGUGCUGCACAGACACUGCCGGUACUUCCCCAUGAUCAUCAACCACCCGGAGAAGUGCGCGGACGGACGCGCGCGCCUCCUGAUCGUGGUCAAGUCCGUCAUAGAGCAGCACGACCGACGGGAGGCGGUGCGUCAGACCUGGGGACGGGAGCACACGGCGGAGGACGGGACGGCCAUCCGGACCCUGUUCCUGCUGGGGAGUCCGACCACCGGCAAAGACACCAAGAACCUGCAGAAGCUGAUCGAGUACGAGGACCGGAUCUACGGGGACAUCCUGCAGUGGGACUUCAUGGACACCUUCUUCAACCUGACCCUGAAGGAGGUCAACUUCCUCAAAUGGUUCCACAUCUACUGCUCCGACGUGCGCUUCAUAUUCAAAGGAGACGACGACGUGUUCGUGAACACCCGCAACCUGCUGGACCUGAUCCGCUUUAAGGUGGACGAGCGCCAGGACGCGGAGCUGUUCGUGGGGGACACCAUCUCCAAGGCCAUCCCCAUCCGAAACCGCCAGAGUAAAUACUACAUCCCCAAGGAGCUGUACGACAAGCCGUACCCUCCGUACGCGGGGGGCGGAGGGUUCCUCAUGUCGUCCCCCCUGGCCAGGAGGCUGUUCGCGGUGUCCGAGGCCGUGCAGCUGUACCCCAUAGACGACGUGUUCCUGGGCAUGUGUCUGCAGAAGCUCAGCCUGAGCCCGGAGCUGCACCCGGGCUUCAGGACCUUCGGCAUCAGCAGGCGCAGGGUGAGCCCCAUGAACCACGAACCGUGUUUUUAUAAAAACCUCAUCGUGGUGCACAAACUGAGCGCACAGGAGCUGCUCCACAUGUGGAAGGUGGUCCACAAGCAGGACCUGGUCUGCGCACACAGGACCAGUGUAUGAUGAGGAGAAGAAGCAGAGGAGCAGAGCUGGAACUAGAACAAACACCAAACACACACAUGUCAGCUCUUCUCUGGAUGUUCAACCACUACAACAACUUCCAGCACAUUUCAGCCUGAACACAGCUGAAGGUGUUUGGUCCCAUCUGACAGAGAACUGGAUCCACCACAGAAGAAGAACUAGACACCUUCAAACCCAAGCAGGACUUCAGGAUCUUAGAAAAAAAUAACCUUAUUUCUAAAGAACUGAAACAUAAUAUGGAAUCUACUAAGGAAAUGUGGAUUUUUACUUGAAAAAAACAUUAAUGUACUAGAUGUGUUUUAUUUGAUGACGUAACACGGAUAAACGUCCAGUCAGAUAAGUAGCCCGAACCUUUUCCUGUUCUUCAUGUGAUCUGUGAACUCACUUCCACACACACAGUUUGCAAACACACAGGUGAUUUGUGCAGGAUUUGAAUACGCAGACCUCCGCCAAGGCAGAUCAGUGCCCCCCCAUCCCCACCAAAAUGUCAUCAUCUGCUCCUCGUGCCAGUAUCAACAUUUCCUGAAAAUUUCAUCCAAAUCUGUGCAGAACUUUUUGACUUCUCUUGCACAAACACAGACAAACCAACGCCGAUCAAAACAUAACCUCCUUGGCGGAGGUAAUAAGUGACACCUAAUGGGUUAUUUCCAAGAUACUGAUCUGACACUGAUGAGAACAACUCUGUUUAGUUAUUAAUUAUCAUCAAAUAACAUGUAUCCUAUUGAAGAAAAAAAAAAAAACUAUAGAUGUCAAGAUCCCGAUCUCAUAAUUAUGAGAAAAGCUCAUCAGUGUCACAUGAUGUGAGGCUUA
This is a messenger RNA of Sphaeramia orbicularis (orbiculate cardinalfish), 2393 nucleotides long. RefSeq names its product UDP-GlcNAc:betaGal beta-1,3-N-acetylglucosaminyltransferase 7, like (gene b3gnt7l). The coding region runs from base 321 to 1565 and encodes 414 amino acids. The transcript has a single exon. The record is from RefSeq and is a predicted model, not a curated record. Lineage: Eukaryota; Metazoa; Chordata; Actinopteri; Kurtiformes; Apogonidae. Gene Ontology annotation, biological process: poly-N-acetyllactosamine biosynthetic process; protein O-linked glycosylation. Gene Ontology annotation, molecular function: hexosyltransferase activity; UDP-glycosyltransferase activity. Gene Ontology annotation, cellular component: Golgi membrane.